AUGCACUUUGCCAAGAAACACAAGAAGAAGGGACUGAAGAAGAUGCAGUCCAAUAAUGCCAAAGCCAUCAAGGCCCAAACAGAGGCCAUCAAGGCUCUGAACACCAAGGCCUCCAAGGCCAAGCUCCUCAGGCCCAAGAUAUCCAAGGCCAAUGCCCAGUGUGCUGGCCAAAAGAUGGCCACCAAGCGCCCAGGCCCAAGGGUUGACAUCAAACAUCCAGGAUCCAAGAUCACAAAGCCUGACGCCAAGGUUGCCAGAACCACUGACCCCAAGAAUGCCAACCCCACUGACCCCAAGGCUGCCAAGCCCACUGAUCCCAAGGCUGCCAAGCCCACUUCCCCCAAGGUCACCAAGUCUGACUCCAAUAUCACCAAGUCUAACCCCAAGGCCACCAAGUCUGGCUCCAAGGCUACUAAAUCUGAUACCAAGGUCACUUAG
This is a messenger RNA of Monodelphis domestica (gray short-tailed opossum), 438 nucleotides long. The record is from RefSeq and is a predicted model, not a curated record. NCBI's taxonomy places the organism in Eukaryota, Metazoa, Chordata, Mammalia, Didelphimorphia, Didelphidae.